GCGGGGCGGGGUCGGAAGCGGAAGUGACCGCAGAAGCGCGGCGGCGCGAUGGCGACGGCGGUGUGGGCGGCUGCGCGGCUGCUCCGGGGAUCUGCGGUGCUGUGCGCGCGGCCCAGGUUUGGAUCUCCUGCACACAGACGGUUCAGCAGUGGCACCACCUAUCCCAACAUCCCCCUCUCUUCUCCCUUGCCUGGAGUGCCCAAACCUAUUUUUGCUACAGUCGAUGGACAGGAAAAGUUUGAAACCAAAGUUACCACUCUGGACAAUGGGCUUCGUGUGGCAUCUCAAAAUAAGUUUGGACAAUUCUGUACUGUAGGAAUUCUUAUUAAUUCAGGAUCACGAUAUGAAGCGAAAUAUCUUAGUGGAAUAGCUCAUUUUUUGGAAAAAUUGGCAUUUUCGUCCACUGCGCGAUUUGACAGCAAAGAUGAAAUUCUGCUUACACUGGAAAAACAUGGUGGUAUCUGCGACUGCCAGAUCUCAAGAGACACCACCAUGUAUGCUGUGUCUGCUGACAGCCAAGGCUUGGACACUGUGGUGGGCCUGCUGGCUGAUGUGGUUCUGCACCCCCGCCUGACAGAUGAAGAAAUUGAGAUGACGAGGAUGGCUGUGCAGUUUGAACUUGAGGACCUGAACAUGAGACCUGAUCCAGAGCCACUGCUCACCGAGAUGAUUCAUGAAGCUGCUUUUAGGGAAAACACAGUGGGCCUGCACCGGUUUUGCCCUGUAGAAAACAUAGCGAAGAUUGAUCGAAAAGUGCUGCAUUCCUACCUGAAGAACUACUACACCCCUGACCGCAUGGUGCUUGCUGGGGUGGGCGUGGAGCAUGAGCACCUGGUAGAAUGUGCCAGAAAGUACCUCCUGGGAGCUGAGCCUGCGUGGGGAGCCCCUGGAACGGUGGACGUGGACAGAUCAGUGGCACAGUACACUGGGGGGAUCAUCAAGGUGGAGAGAGACAUGUCAAAUGUCAGCCUUGGCCCAACCCCAAUUCCAGAGCUCACACACAUCAUGGUGGGACUGGAGAGCUGUUCCUUCCUGGAGGAGGACUUCAUCCCCUUUGCUGUGCUGAAUAUGAUGAUGGGAGGAGGGGGCUCCUUCUCAGCUGGAGGGCCUGGCAAAGGCAUGUUCUCCAGGCUCUAUCUCAAUGUGCUCAAUCGGCACCACUGGAUGUACAAUGCAACCUCCUACCACCACAGCUAUGAAGACACAGGCCUCCUAUGCAUUCAUGCCAGCGCAGACCCAAGACAAGUUCGAGAAAUGGUAGAAAUCAUCACAAAGGAGUUUAUCUUGAUGGGCAGGACGGUGGAUUUGGUGGAGCUAGAGCGGGCCAAGACACAGCUGAUGUCCAUGCUCAUGAUGAACCUGGAGUCCAGGCCGGUGAUUUUUGAGGAUGUGGGGAGGCAGGUGUUGGCUACACAUUCAAGAAAGCUGCCCCACGAGCUGUGUACACUCAUUCGCAAUGUGAAGCCAGAAGAUAUCAAGAGGGUUGCUUCCAAGAUGCUCCGUGGCAAGCCUGCUGUGGCCGCCCUGGGUGAUUUGACUGACCUACCCACCUAUGAGCACAUCCAGGCAGCGCUGUCCAGCAGAGAUGGGCGCCUGCCCAGAACAUACCGGCUGUUCCGGUAGAGUCCCUCAGGGCUGGCUGCAGAAUGCGUGUGUGCAUGUUACUGUUGGUGUAGACACUGCAUAAGGAUUGCUAGCUGUGUGAACAGUGCCAACAGUGAAACUCUGGAAACUUGAAUGAACGUUACUGUUGCCACUGCACCUUUGUGUGUCUCAAACACAAGCAGCUUGAUCUUCA
This is a messenger RNA of Mus pahari (shrew mouse), 1798 nucleotides long. RefSeq names its product peptidase, mitochondrial processing alpha subunit (gene Pmpca). The coding region runs from base 49 to 1623 and encodes 524 amino acids. Gene Ontology annotation, molecular function: metalloendopeptidase activity; metal ion binding. The record is from RefSeq and is a predicted model, not a curated record. Lineage: Eukaryota; Metazoa; Chordata; Mammalia; Rodentia; Muridae. Gene Ontology annotation, cellular component: mitochondrion. The transcript is spliced from 13 exons.